This is a messenger RNA of Pollicipes pollicipes, 7961 nucleotides long. RefSeq names its product protein bark beetle-like. NCBI's taxonomy places the organism in Eukaryota, Metazoa, Arthropoda, Thecostraca, Pollicipedomorpha, Pollicipedidae. The record is from RefSeq and is a predicted model, not a curated record. Gene Ontology annotation, biological process: cell-cell junction maintenance. Gene Ontology annotation, cellular component: membrane.
CGGCAUCGGGCUGACGGUGCGAGGCGGGCCGCCUGCUAGCCAGGGGCAAGGACAGAGAACCGGUCGUCAUGACGACCACGGUGGAUGAGGUGGACGCACUGCCCGGCGCCUCGCUGCGGCUAGUGGACGGCCCGUCGCCCUGGGAGGGCCUCCAGGUCUUCCACAAGGACCACUGGCGGUCCGUUUGCACCAACUCCAGAAACUGGACGGCCGCCGACUCCAGAGUAGCGUGCCGCCAGCUGGGUCUCACCGGCGGACACUACGCCGACUGGUACCCCUGGCUCAACGGCACGCGACGACUGCUGUACGAGCGGCCCGGCUGCGACGGCUCGGAGGCGCGCGUCCAGGACUGCCGCUGGAGCAGCCGCGCCAUGGGCGCCGGCAUCUGCGAUGAGCACGCCGACCUGGCGCUGCGCUGUCUGCCGGUGUUCGAUGCCAGCCGGCCGGCCUCGCAGUGGCGCGGCGUCCGGUUCGAGCACGCCGCCCACGACAAGAUGCUCACCGCCGGCGACACGCUGUACGAGAAGUUCUCCCAGUCGAAGCUCUACCACCUGGAAGUGCUACACCGGGCAUGGGGCUCGACAGACAGGUGCAUGCGGCGAUCGAGGAGCGAGGGCGUGCCACCGCAGAUGUACGGCGUCACGGUCCGCCACUCGGCCGGCGGCGGCAUCAACAUCACGGCGCCAGACUCCUUGGUCAACAUCAACACUGCACCGUCGAACACAACGCUGGUGGACGGCACGGCCGUGGCCGACUUCUGCAGCUCGGGCACCAUCGCCCGCCAGAUCUUCCCACUCUACACCGUGGCGCAGCAGUUCAAGACCAGCCACCGACCGAUCCGGUGCCAGAAGGUACGCAACGGCAGUCGGCCGCAGAGUCUGGUGACCACCCGCAACCACCUGCUGGUCACCUUCUCCGCCCGCAACCGGACGCAGACGGAGGUGUUCAUGGCCGUCACGGGAAAACGCAACGAUCUGAACGUGUCUAGCUCGGACAUCUCUGACAACAAUGGACGCGGCAUCGCCGUGGAGAACCUGCGCUCGCUCGUGCACGUGCACAGCUCGGUCGUGUCCAACAACUCCCACGUGGCCGGCGUGCACGUGCGGGGCGGUGGCGGCGACGUCAACAUCACGUGGUCGCAGAUCACCGGCAACAACGGCGACGGCAUCAACAUCACCUACGCCGGCGGUGCGCAGAACAUCUCCUGGUGCGAGAUAGCGGACAACAGAGGGCGCGGCCUGUCACUGUGGUACAACGAGACCCGCGAGGUGGUGGCCUUCAGCCAGCAGCUCGUGUUGGCCUAUUCUAACUUCUCCGAGGAACUGGCUGCAGGCGCAACGCCCGGCAUGUACGUGGUGAACAUCGGCGCCUCUCAGUACGCGCACGACUCUGCUCAGCAGAUCCUCUUCACCAAGAACUUCUUGCAGAAGAACAACGUGUCGGAGCCGUUUCCCAGCCUGAACCCGCGUAACCGCGUGGCGGCCGUGGUCACCGUCUCCUCAGCGUCGGCCGUCGUCUACCGCAACAUCCUGGAGAAUCCCGCCUCGCGCUACGAACUGGGUGUCCACUUCGAGGACCAGAGCGCCAACGCCAACUUCUCGCACAACUGGCUCGGCUUCAAGCGCUCCAACCAGGUGUACGACCGCGUGUUCGACCGCAAGGACCGCUACAACCUGGCCAAGGCCGACUUCGAGCCGUUCCUGCUGAGCGAGAACGACCCCAACUCGAUUCCUCCUCUCGCUCAACGAGCAAUCGGCGGUGAGAUCGCCGGUCAGGUCAUCCUGCCCGACGGCACGUUCUCGGUCACCCGCGACAUCUACGUCAGGCCGGGCGCGCGCCUGACCGUGGCCUUCGGCGUGCGCCUCGAGUUUGAGCACAGCGUAGGUAUGAUGGUGGCCGGCCACCUGCACGCCGAGGGAUCCUCCAUGAGCGAGGAGAAGCGUGUCACGCUCAGUCUGCAGGAGCGUGACCAGCGGGACAACGUCAGCCUGGCGCCCGUCCGGCUGGUGGGCGGCCGCACCGAGCGCGAGGGCCGCCUGCAGGUGCUGCUGAACAACGAGUGGGGCACGGUGUGCGACCACGGCUGGAGCGUGCUGAAUGCGGCGCUGGUAUGCCGCCAGCUGGGCUGGGUUGCUGACAUCACGCUGGACUGGCGGCUGGAGCGGGCUCAGGUGCCCGCUGGCAGGGCCCUCGACUCGCGCGUCCUCUAUGAGCACGAGUCGGCUGACGAGCUGGAGCGCACGUGCCCGCACGAGGCGGACGUGGCCGCUGCGCUGCUCCGAUUGCGUGUCAGCCUGCCGUCGGCCGCCACCCGGCUCGAGCUCGACCUCUACAAACCCACCUACCUGGUGACCGAAGGCAGCCAGGACGCCACCGAGCGCGUCUUCUACGUCACGGCACUGACGUGCGGGAGGUUCGACCGACGUCGCUGCUCAGGUGGCGGCGGGCCUUGGGCAGGGUGCCGAGGCUGCGUGUCCGCAACUCGCUCAUCCGGAAGAACCGACACGGCCCUCUCGACAUUCUUCUACAACAGGUACCGCGGCGAUCAGGGCGAGCUGUUUCUGCGCAAGGCCAACGCGUCGAUCGAGCUGUACGACUCGGAGAUAUCUGGCAGCCGCGAGGAAGCCGUCUUCUUGCUGUCGCCGUACCGAGAGGAUGUGUCGCGCAACAUCUCCGAGCUGACUGUCGUCAUCAACCGCACCAGGAUCGACAACAACGGCGCCGGCGUCCGUCAGUUCGCCAGGGAUCACUGGCUGUCCAACAACCUCUUCCACUGGGUACUGGACAACAAUACCAUUACGUCCAACCGCCGUGGUGGCCUGGACCUGACGCUGCCGUUCGUGUGGCAGUACAACGAGAACUUCACCCACUCGGUCUACAUCGCCGACAACACGUUUUCCGCCAAUCGCGACUUCGAGGGCGUCAUCGGCGGCCACUUCGCGCGGCUGCAGCUGCUGCGCAACACGUUCUCGGACAACGUGUGUGCCGGGACGCGGGGCCUGCUGUCGGUGCGUGGCAUGGAGAAGGAGCUGCUGAUCGCGGGCAACACCAUGCGGCGCAACACGGGCCGGUUCAUGGUGCAGGUGGACAUCGACAGCCAGUCGGAGAUCCAGGGCCACGUCAGCGCCAGCCUCACGCGCAACGAGGUGCGCUUCAACGAGCAGCCGCUGACGGCCGCGGCGCCGUCCCUCCCGGCCAGCCACGUGAUCGAAGUGCGCGGCGUGCAGCGCGUUAACGUGACGCACAAUCUUUUCGGCCGCAACCAGAUGGAUUACGAGUUCCUGGCGGGCACGCGCUCCUCCAGUCUGGCAACCGAGCUGGUGGCCCGCCACAACUGGUGGGGCACGCGCGACCCGCACCAGAUCCGGGAGCGCAUCUUCGACUUCGACGACUGGAACAGCUACGCCAUCGCCCAGUUCAGUCAGUCCGAGAGCGAGCUGGAGCGCGAGCCGCAGCCGGACCCAGACAACCUGGGCGGCCGGAUACGGCGUAACCUGACCCUCAGGUGGCGGCCGCAGCCGUACGUGGUGCGGUCCGACAUCACCGUGCUGCCGGGCGCCACGCUGCGUCUGGAGCCGGGCGUCACGCUCGAGUUUUACCCGUCGGUCGGCCUGCUCGUGCUCGGCACGCUGCUGGCCGUCGGCGACGAGAAGCGGCGCGUCACGCUGCGCCCGCUGUCGCGCCAGGAGGUGCACUACCGCGUGGGUCGCGCCCUGGCGCAGCGCCAGCUCUGGGGACACGACGAGCGGCCGACGCGGCUGCGUCUGUGCGCCGCCGGCCGCUGCGGCGGCCACGCCGGCUUCCUCGAGCUCUUCAACGCCACCACGGUGCAGUGGGUGCCCGUGUGCGACCGGCGCUUCUCGGACCGCAACGCCGAGGUGGUCUGCCGCCAGCUGGGACGGCCCACGGUGAACGUGCAUCUGCGCCACGGCCGGCGGGCCGAGUUCCACGCCAGCUCUGUGAGCCUGGUCACUGCCUGGCCGGAGCCGCUCGAGUGCGCCGGCACCGAGGCCGAGCUGAGCGCUUGUCGACUGCGCAUGACCGGCCGGCCGCUGCACGCCGUGCCGCGCUGCCACUGGCGCGACCGCUACGUCUUCAUCGAGUGCGGCGACAGCAACGUUAACGACACGACGCAGGCCUGGGGCGGGGUGCGCUUCGCCACGCCCAGCUUCGAGGUGCAGUCGUUCUUCGAGCGGCUGCACGAUGUGGAGACGCACGGCCGCCGCCGCACCCGCCAGUCUCAGCUGCACUUCGUGGACGUGGUCGGCGCCGGCUGGCUGCACGGCGAGAAGUCGCCGGCCGUGCUCAGCGUGUUCAUGUCUCCUGACGUACGCGCCGUCACCGUCCGAAAUAGCCUGAGCGACGGCGUCACCGUGGUCAACCCCACACACUCACUGGACUUCAUGCACCUCUGGGUGCACCACAACCUGGGGAUCGGCAUGAACACCAUCAUGCUGACGGGCGAGGCGCGCAGCUCGGGCCGCAGCUCGUUCGUCCCCAUCCAGCAGGUUGCCCUGCCCUACAACCUAUUUGGCAUGGUGGACAUGUGCGAUGCGCACAAGGAGAUCCAAGUGCAGGAGAGGAUCCUGGUCUACUACAAGUACGACAACAGACCAGUGGACUGCGUCAAGAUUUUCACAUCGGCCGCCCGCAUCAAAACCUUUGGAUUUAGGCUGCUGCAGUUUAACCUGGUGAACUCGACCGACGAGCCGCUGCUGACUCCCGACUUCCUCCGACUGUACGACGGCGACAUCUACAACGUGACGUCCCGGCGACUGGCGGAGCUGACGGCCGACGCCGCCGACCCCACCGUCUUCCACACCACCAACGAGACGUCGCUGAGCGUGCAGCUGCACGCCAGCGGCGCCGGCAGCAGGCACGGCUUCAUCGCCGAGGUCGUCACGCUGCCCGUCUCCUCGAUUGGCUUUAGUCGGGACGUGCGUCACAACGUCUCCUACUCGGAGAUAUCCGACAACGAGGGCGGCGGCAUCUCCUACAUGAACGCCGGCGAGAUCAACCCGACGCUGACUCUCGAGUGGAACCGGCUGCUGCGCAACGGCCGUCGCCUCUACGGCAACUUCACCUCCAGUCGCGCCGCCGUCAACGUGGACGUGCAGAACACGCAGCACCUCUACUUCACGAACAACGUGCUGCAGCACAACCAGGGUGGCCUGCGGAUCCGCGCCGACUCCAGCGGCCUGGCCACGGCGCUCAAGGCCUACAUCUACCUCAACCUGUUCAGCGACAACGACGGCUGGUCCACGCUCUAUGUGGAGGGGCGCAAGACAUCACCGUACCAGGAGGCCAUCCUCUACUACAACUACUUCACCCGCGCCAACUGCACAUAUCAAAACGUGCUGGAAUUCGCCCAGGUGGUCGCCAACUUCAGCUACAAUCUGGUGCACAACAAUCACGGCUUCCACAUCAUGAAGGUAUCCGGCUUCGAGCGUGUCCACUUGCCCAUCUACCAGAACUUCGCGCACAACGGCUUCUUGUGGAAUCACGCCACGGAUCCGGAGGAGCGCACCACCAUCCUGGCGGGCAGCGCCGGCCAGCAGUAUGUCGACAACGUGCUGGUCAACCCGCACAACAACUACGAACUGGUCACCAUCAACCGCACGCAGCAAGAUCUUAAAAUUUCGAACUAUAGGUAUGAGGUGUGGCGCACCCCACUGGACGCCCGCCACAACUGGUGGGGCUACAACGAGUCGCUAGCCAUCCAGGGACGCAUCAAGGACAAGCUGGACGGCCAGGGCUUGCUGGAAGUCGACUUCAGCAACUUCCACAUGAACAACAGAUCCCUGCUGAGCGGCAAGUGUCCGCCCGGCUGGACUCUGGUCGAUACCACCUGCUUCAUGUACAUGCCGGCACCCCUGAACUUCAGCGAAGCCAAGCAGUUCUGUCUGGACGACAACGCGUCGAUGCCGUACCUGCGGACCGACUACGAUCAGCUGGUGCGCUACAUCCGAGGCCGCCAGGAGCGCUACAACUGGCGGCUGGACCGCGUCUGGGUGCAGCACCUGGACAUAGUCAGCGGCUGCAGCUACUUCGUGCAGCGGCGCGUCGUCACUGGACGCUGUGACCUCCAGCUGCCCUUCCUCUGCGAAAUGGACCCGCGCGUGCACGCCGACCCGCUGUCGUGGACGCGCGACGACGUGGUGAUUGGCGUGCUGGGCGCCGGCGCGGCGGCCCUGCUCUUCCUGCUCGUCAUCCUGGUGCUGUGGGUGGCCAAGUCGCGGCACCGGCACCGUGAGAAGCUGCAGCGCCGCAACAGCAUCCGCAGCAGCGUGCGCAGCACCCGCUCGCUGGCCAGCAGCUUCUCGGACGUGUCCGGCGGCACCGGCUACCGGCGACGGCCGAACCCGAACCCGAUGCCAGACGGCGCCACCGGCGGUAGUAUCGACUCCAUCACCAAGCCGUCGUUCGACGAGACGCACUCGACGACAACUUUUGACGACCGCUUUGCUCAUGACCCGCGUCUGGAGAACGCCAACGUAGACGCGAUGGUGCACCCCACUUUCGACAUGGGCUACGAGAAUCGCGGCUACCUGGACCGAUCUACCUUCACGUCGCGGGGUUCGUCCCCGUGGGAAGCGGCGGGCGCCGGCGCCGCCGUCGAGCUGGAGCCCCGCAAAGCCCACCCGGCGGCCGACGAUUCGGGCGGCAGUGACUCGACGCUGGAGCUGAAGCGCCCGUUCGGCGACGAGGACGCUGGCUCGGACACGAUCCCCGUGUACCAGGGCGUAGCGGCGCAGCCGACGCCGUCGCCAGGUGGUGUGCAGGUGGCCCGCUCGGCCGACCCCUUCCCGCGUAGCCCCAGUGUGGCGUCCGACGACUAUUUCCAGCAGGGCCGCACGCGCUCCCAGCCGCUCGAGACGGCCAUGUGAGCGGGGGCGCCCCCCGCCGGUCGCACCACCGAAGGCUAGCUGGCUGACUGGACAGCAGACCGGCCGCUCCGGCUGACCAGGCGGCAGACCGGCCGCUCCGGCCAGUGGCGGGCGUCCAGUGAACGGACGCCCGGCCUGAUCUGUGAUAUGUUUAUACUGGCGCUGCAGCAUCACACGUCGGAUCGGAAGCGGCCGGUGCAUUUGCGUGAGGUUAUUUGGCGGCGCUAUCCUCUACGCCUCAUCACUGCCCAGUAUCGACGCUGGCGGUAUCCGCCGCCUCACUGCUGAGAAGGGGGGUGCACUGCUGCAGCGUGCUCCUUGCGGUCCCAAGUGCUAGAUAUGUUGCCCCCGUCUCAGAAUCGUGGACGUAUGUGUGAGACACGUGUGAAUAUUUGAAAAUCACGUCAUACUGAAGCGUAUAUUGUGCAUAUUUUUAAAGAGGGCGAGUGGGCUCCAGUGUUCCAAUGUUUAUAUCAUGCUACAUCACGAAUAUGGUAUGCAUUGAUCAUCAACCAUUCCACUCAUCACGAUUCCGUCCAUAUUAAGCGAGAGGCAGGGUUGUAUUUAAAAGUGGAUCACAAAUAAAGUGUUAUCAUGGGAAAUGGUUGCGCACAGCAGCAAACAUUGCCUCGGGAGUUUAUCGACCGUGAAACAAACUUUCGCGGCAGUUGUGUAAUAUCUAAAGGGCGAAUGGUAUCUCUGCCCUGAUGUGAAGCGUGCCUUCCAGGCUUCGCGUCUGUCUUUUCGCUUCGUUUCACCGAUAUUCCUCAUCAAAGUGUGUGCUCGACCCGUCUCAACCGUGCGACUGGUCCCCAGCGCUGAGAUCCUAGCCUCGGUCAGCUGGGUCACUGGCCUCCAGCGGCUGGAGUUUAGCCCCAAGCCGUGUCAAUGACGCGGCCUUCACCGUUGGUAGGUGACGGUAUCGCUGUCUGCCUCUGGCGUUUGCAUCUGUCUCCGCGCCCGCGUACUGUCUAGUCAUAAAGGACAGCGGAGGGUGGCGCCCACAGCCGCCAGAUGCGUGCAACUUUGUUUACAGGGCGCAGGUGGACAUGUUGUGGUGGCACACGUUUUCUA